Molecule: messenger RNA, 1199 nt
Organism: Carassius carassius (crucian carp)
Lineage: Eukaryota; Metazoa; Chordata; Actinopteri; Cypriniformes; Cyprinidae
Exons: 17
Coding region: 153-1199 (348 amino acids)
Cellular component (GO): nucleus
Molecular function (GO): histone deacetylase binding; histone binding
Source: RefSeq, a predicted model, not a curated record
AACAAGGUGAUUUUUUUAUGCAUGCAAGAUGAAGAUCAACAUGACCCGCCUUCUACGCAAUAAAAAGAAAACGAAACUGAAUGCCACUGAAAGAAGCAUUGCCGUGAAAACGUAAAUCGCCUUAGCUUGAGUGUCAUCUAGCAGAGUUCAUCAUGGGUGCGGAACAAUAUCAAUCUCAGAUUAAAAUUAUUUGUGUGCUUUGCGAGAAAUCGGACGAAGAUAUAAUCACCGGUCCUCUUUCAUCCAAAGAGAACACGUCCGCACAUGAGAACUGUUUGUUGUUUGCAUCAGGGAUCAUCUGCAAGACUUCACCCACCUAUGACGACCUGUUUGGAUUUGCUGUGGAAGAUGUAAAAGAAGAGCAGCGGAGAGGAAAAAGACUACUUUGCCACCACUGUAAAAAAUACGGUGCUACAGCGGGAUGUGAUUUAAAGCGUUGUAAGCGCUCAUACCAUUAUCCCUGCGCCAUAGAGGACGGUGCCACAACCGAUGAAGACCUUGAAAAAGGCAGUUUUAAGCUGUUCUGUGAAUUGCAUGAUCCAAAAUCGAAAAAAACAAGAUCGCCAGACAGUCGAAGGCCUGACAUGAAAAGGCCUGACAGGAGAGAUUCUAAUUCAUCUACAGGGUCAUCAGAAAAAAGUGUGUCCAAAAAGAUGAAGAGGAAUUCACCUAUUCUCAUAGAUUCUGAUGAUGAUAUUGGAGACACUGUGGUCCCCAUGUUUGCUCCAGAAGAGUUAUAUAUAGAGGACAGUAAAUCUCCAAAUCAGUACAAUCAGUUCAAUCCUGAUCCUGAAAUUAAAAGGCCCUAUGCAAGGCCCAGUCCAUUAACCUCAGGUUCAUCAAAAGGGGGCUUAACGUCUGAUCAGAAGGCUUGUGGAUCAGCAGGCAGUUCAAGAGAAUUUCAGAGUGCAUAUGAUUCACUGGUACGAUCGGCAGAAGUGGAAACACCCAGAAGGAAAAAAAAUAAACGCAUUAUAGACUCAGAUGAUGAAAGUCCCAGCAGCACUGAGCGUGUAGUUGCUCCAGCUGUGUCAGCUACAGAGGAGCCUGUGCUUCCAAAACAGCCCAGUCAUUCCACUCCUGUGCCUGAAAAAACAAGGCCGUGUGUAAAACAAAAUCCAUCAACCACAGAAGCUGAUGAUGAUGACACAGACGUUGAAACAGUGAGUCUGUCUGUACACAACACAUGUACUUACUGA